Oncorhynchus masou masou (cherry salmon) is the source of this 639-nucleotide messenger RNA. RefSeq names its product paraneoplastic antigen Ma6E-like. The transcript has 4 exons. Bases 1 to 639 code for a protein of 212 amino acids. The record is from RefSeq and is a predicted model, not a curated record. Lineage: Eukaryota; Metazoa; Chordata; Actinopteri; Salmoniformes; Salmonidae.
AUGGAGCAGCCAGAGCUGCCAGUCUGCAAGGAGCUGUCAGUCUGCAAGAAGCCGCCAGAGCUGUCAGUCUACAAAGACCCUUUACAGAUUGGGCAAUAUCCGCCAGUCAGCCGGGAUCUGCCGGAGCCGCCGGCCAGCCAGGAUCUGCCGGAUCCAACUUCCUGCCUGGGCUUCCUCUCGGUGCUGAGCUUCCUCUCAGUACUCCGCUUCCUCUCAGUGCUGGGCUUCAUCUCAACGGGAGACUCUGACAGCGCUGGGCAGGAGGAAGGCUCUGGCAGUGCUGGACAGGUGGGAGACUCCAGCAGUGCCGGACAGUCGGGAGACUCCAGCAGUGCCAGACAGGCGGGAGACCCCGUCAGCGCCAGACAGGUGGGAGGCUCCGGCAGCGCCGGACAGGCGGGAGACUCCGGCAGCUCCGGAGUGAAGGAUGGCUCUGGACAGACAGGAGACUCUGGCGGCUCAGGACAGACGGGAGACUCUGGUGGCUCAGGACAGAUAGGAGACUCUGAAAGCGCUGGGCAGGAGGAAGGCUCUGGCAGUGCUGGUCAGGCGGUAGCAUCUGUAGGGGGAAGACGGAGAGACAGCCUGGUGUGGGGGGCUGCCACCGGAGGGCUGGUGCGUGGAGAUGGCACUGGAUAG